Messenger RNA from Caenorhabditis briggsae, 1872 nucleotides. RefSeq names its product Protein CBR-STR-173 (gene Cbr-str-173). NCBI's taxonomy places the organism in Eukaryota, Metazoa, Nematoda, Chromadorea, Rhabditida, Rhabditidae. Bases 1 to 1872 code for a protein of 623 amino acids. The record is from RefSeq and is a predicted model, not a curated record. Gene Ontology annotation, molecular function: G protein-coupled olfactory receptor activity. The transcript is spliced from 11 exons. Gene Ontology annotation, biological process: G protein-coupled receptor signaling pathway; olfactory behavior.
AUGCAAAUCGAAACAUUCGCCAAUGUCAAAACCACCAUUCAAAUUUGUUCCGUGAUUUUAUCAGCAUUUGUGAAUACCGUAUCCAUCUACCUGAUUAUCACUGAAUCCCCAAAAAUUAUGGGUACCUAUCGCCAUUUGAUGACCUAUUUUUGUUGUUGCUCACUUUUGUUUUCUUUGAUCGAUGCGGUCGUUCAACCGAACAUUCAAACCUACAAAAGUGCGUUUUUCAUGGUUGUCGAUGUUAAAAGUCGGCACUUAACUCCUUCUGUGGCUGAAUUCUUCAUAGACCUCCUAUGUGGAUUCAUAGCAGUUACGGUGUAUGGAAUAGCCAUUCAUUUUAUUUAUAGGUUUUUGGCAUUGGAAAGACAAGGCCGUCUUCGAUAUUUCAAUCAUCAAUUUUUGCUUGUCUGGCUCAGUAUUCCAUUGAUUGCCGGUACCAUAUGGUUCAUAGUGACUGGGACCGUUUUUUCCAUGGAUCCAAUAACAACGGAAUAUAUACGAAGCACCGUAAAAGAAUUCUUCAAUUUGGAUAUGGAAGAUGUUGUCUAUGGAGCUGCUGCAUUUUUUCCUCUAGACCAAAAUGGACAAAAAUUCACCAGUUAUCUGGCAUUUUUCGGUUUAUCCUGUUAUCUAACCCUCCUAACAAUUCCAUUCCUCACAAUGCUUAUUUGUGGGUUAAAAAGCUGGAAAAAAGUUCGAUGUCUUCUAGAUCAUGGAGAAUCGGAAUUCGCUAGAAACCUUCAGAUGCAAUUGUACAAAGCACUCAUUGCUCAGACAGUCCUCCCUGUAGUAUUCUUUUACAUCCCGUUUGGAUUCAUAUUCAUCCUCCCAAUUUUCGAAAUUGAUUGCCAAUUUAUGGCUGCACCUGUCACUUUGGUUUUUGCCAUCUAUCCAGCUCUAGAUCCUUUACCAACCUUGUUUUUCGUCGAUUACUAUAGAAAUGCGAUUUGGGGUAAUUUUGGCGCCAAAAACUUGAAUUGUUUGAAUUUUUCAGAAGUUUUCCAAUGCAAAAAAGCGAGAAUUGAAGGGACAGUGGAUGAAUCAGUUUCAAGGAACAUUCAAACCUACAAAAGUGCGUUUUUCAUGGUGGUCGAUGUAAAAGACAGGCAUCUGACACCUUGGGUAGCUGAGUUGUCUAUCAGGAUGUUGUGUGGAUGUAUUGGAGUGACCACAUAUGGAAUGGCGAUUCAUUUUGUUUAUCGAUUUUUCGCAUUGGAGAGAGAAGGCCGUCUUCGAUUUUUCAAUCAGAAGUUUUUAUUUUUAUGGUUCAGUAUUCCAUUGUUUGGAGGCGUCCUUUGGUUUCUGGUGACGGAAUUUACAUUUCCAAUGAACAAGGAGACAACAGAGUAUAUAAGAAGCACCGUAAAAGAAUUCUUCAAUUUGGAUAUGGAAGAUGUUGUCUAUGGAGCUGCUGCAUUUUUUCCUCUAGACCAAAAUGGACAAAAGUUUACAAGUUAUCUAGCUUUUUUCGGUUUAUCUUGUUAUCUAACCCUCCUAACAAUUCCAUUCCUCACAAUGCUUAUUUGUGGAUUAAAAAGCUGGAAAAAAGUUCGAUGUCUUCUAGAUCAUGGAGAAUCGGAGUUCGCUAGAAACCUUCAGAUGCAAUUGUACAAAGCGCUAAUUGCUCAGACAGUCCUCCCUGUAGUCUUCUUUUAUAUCCCAUUUGGAUUUAUCUUUAUUUUUCCGAUUUUCGAAAUUAAUUGCCAAUUUAUAGCCGCACCGAUCACUUUGGUUUUUGCCAUGUACUCGGCGAUUGAUGCUUUGCCAACCCUAUUUUUCGUUGAUUACUACAGAAAAGCAAUCAUAGGUUUGAAGGGAGUUUGGGUUACUGUACCUACUAAUUUCAGGUGUGUUGGAUUGGUUUCGGUGUAA